AUGAAAAAUCUACUCACACAAGCCCGGCAGUUGAUGGUACCUGUGAGCGAUUUCAGAGAAGAAGGGUCUCCCCUCACACGGCCACGUCGGCAAAGAGCCACGCCGAACUCGAACAUGUUGGCGAAAUCACUUUUAUGGCAGAAAGGUUGGUCCAUUUCUGGCCGACCCUCAUUCUUUUCCGCUCAGCCGCUGCAGAGCCGGCGGACAAACGCUACAGCAACUGUUACAGCAACUGCCACAAAAGGCCCGGUUUCAAAUGCUCCAUCGCACCACACAUUGCUGGCCCCUGCAUGUUUUUCGCCAGCCUCUUCAGCUCCGACAUGUGAAGGAUAUUCUCUUUUCAGGCGACCUUGUCUCAGAGCACCAGUCAAGCGUGACGAGUUGUGGGGUCAUCCGCGUCGGCAUGACACGAUUUGA
Messenger RNA from Protopolystoma xenopodis, 417 nucleotides. NCBI's taxonomy places the organism in Eukaryota, Metazoa, Platyhelminthes, Monogenea, Polystomatidea, Polystomatidae. The record is from the annotation of a GenBank genome assembly.